AUGACGGAAAAUUCGCGACGGGGUCGAUUUUUUGGCGGUGGUGGCGGCAAGAAAAAUGUGUCAAAUUUGAGCGAUUUUUUGAGUCCUGAAGAGGUAAUUUUCGCGCCAAAAAUAUAUUUCAAAAAUCAAUCAAUAAUUAUUUCUUCCAGGGUAAUCGAGUUGGACUUCCGCCAAAUAUAUUCGCCUUCGAUAGCGAUCCAACAGCACGGACUUUUAUUUUUGGGACCAUUGAUAAUGAAGUGAUUCUAUAUAAAUCGCCGGGAACUUCGAUUGCCAUCAAAUUGGACGAUGUUUUGAUAAUGGAUGUCAGAUUUUUGGGAGAGGAUACGAUUUUUGUGCUUUGUGAAGAGGGAAUUGUUAUCAAGUUGGAAGUUUGUGGUGAGAAUUUUGGGAAUUUUCUGAUAGAACUUUUUACGCUGAUCAAAAUGCUGUGAAAAUCAGCUUCUGAGCUCUGCCUGGAGGCGAGAAGGCUUCAAGAAGAUUUAAAAGACUUCGGAAUUCUUCAGAAGGCUUCAAGAAGCUUCAGAAGACUUUGGAAGCUCUAUUUGAGCCUAGAAAAUGAGCCCUAAAAAUUGGUGAUCAGAUGGUGUAUUUGGUAAGUGCCCAGAUUCCGAAUUAGAAGGUCGCGGGUUCGAGCCCACCUAGUGACUAGGGGGCUAUGUUUGAAAUCGAAAAAAAUAGUCGCCAGGGGUACUCGAACCCGCGACCUCUUAAUUGGCGAUCUAGAGACUUACCAGCUACACCACCAAUUUUCAGGGCUCAUUUUCUUGGCUCAAAUAGGGCUUCUGAAGGCUUCUGAAGCUCUCUGAAGUCUUCUGGAGAAUCCUGAAGUCCUUUGAAGCUUCCUGAAGCCUUCUGAUGCUUUCUGAAGCUUUCUGAAGCCUUCUGAAGCCUCCAGAAGCAUUCCGAAGACUUCUGGAGCUUCCUGAAGCUUCUUGAAGCCUUCUGAAGUCUUCAAAAACCUUCUGAAGCCUUGAAAUGCUUUCUGAAGCUUUCUGGAGCAUUCUGAAGCGUCUUUCACCUUUCUGAAGCCUCCAAAAACCUUCCAAAGCCUUCUGGAGCUUUCUGAAGUCCUCUGAAGCCUUCUGAAAAUUUCUGAAACUUCUUGAAGCAUUCCAAAGACUUCUGAAGCUUCUGAAGCGUUCUGAAGCUUUCUGAAGUGUUCUGGAGCCUCCUGAAGCUUCUUGAAGCCUUCUUGAAGCUUUCUAAAGCCUUCUGAACCUUCCUGAAGCCUCCUGAACCUUUCUGAAUCUCUCUUCAGCUUGUUUGAAAUAAAAAAAAUAGUCACCAGGGGGAAUCGAACCCGUGACCGCUCAAUUGGCAAUCUAGACACUUACCAGCUACACCAUCUGAUUUUCUUUUUUCUCGGCUCUCCCUGGUGCUUCUCAGCAUUUUGAACAGCGUAUAGAGUUCUAUGAGAGUGGAUUUUGAAAAAAAAAAUAGGAUUCUGAAUCGAACUCGGACAGAAAUAUAUUUUUUUGGCGCCAAAAAUCAAAUGAGCUCCUCUUCAACCCACCAAAAUCCAAAUUUUUCCAGAAAAUGCACUAAAAAACGUUGGAACCUGCACAAUUCCCCUCGAAAACGGAACACUAAUCGAUUGGCGCGUUUCCGAUGUUCAAACCCUGCGAGACAAUACAUUUUUAUACACUGCCGUCAAAAAUGAGAUCUUCCGAAUAUCCAAAUCCAACCUGGCAAUCAAAGUAUUCGUCACAAAAGAUGAUUGGAAUCGCGCUUUUCAAUUUCUCGACGAAUCAAUCGAUAAAUCGUGUCGAUGCAUUUUGACAAGUGCCAAAAAUCCCGAAAAUAUGCUGCUUGUUGGACCAGAUGGUUAUGUUGUUAGAUGUCAUGAUGGAAAGUUAGAGGAAGUUGUCAGAAUGCAAAAUGGUGAUGGGUCGAACAUAAGGCAACUUGUUUGGGAUUCUGAUUUGUUAUCGAUUUAUGGAAUUGCGGAAAAUCAUAAAUUUACCAAGUGGAAUGUUCAAUUUCCACAUUGGCAUUCGAGAUUUGAUAUCAAGGAGAUGGAGGGUUUUGCGGCGGAUUUUAAAGAGCCUUUUCCGACGGAUACCAUGUUUCAUUUGACUGUUUUGAAGGAUGUGGAGUGAGUUGUGGGAAGUCUUGAAUCUAAAAAUGAAUUGGGGUUUCUUCAGAAAGCUUUGGAAGCCUUUAGAGAGCUUCAGGAGGCUUCGAGAGGUUUCUGAAGCCUUCUAUAAGUUUCAGAAGGCUUUCAGAUAUUCUAGAAAGCUUCAGAGAGCUUCAGAAGGUUUUAAAAGGCUUCAGAAGCCUAGAGAGAGCUUCAGAAGGCCUUUGAAGACUCUAGAAGGCUUCAAAAGGCUUCUGGAGCCUUGAAAAAGAUUCAGAAGGCUUCCAGAUAUUCUAGAAGGCUUUGAGAGGCUUCAGGAGCCUUUAGAGAGCUUCAGAAGGCUUCGAGAGGUUUCCGAAGUCUUCAAAAGGCUUCAGAAGGCUUUCAGAUAUUCUAGAAGGCUUCUGGAGCCUUGAAAAAGAUUCAGAAGGCUCUCGGAUAUUCUGGAAGGUUUUAUGAAGCUUCAGGAGCCUUUAGAGAGCUUCAGAAGGCUUCGAGAGGUUUCCGAAGUCUUCAAAAGGCUUCAGAAGGCUUUCAGAUAUUCUAGAAGACUUUAAGAUUUUCUAGAAGGCUUUAAAAAAGCUUCAGAAGGCUUUCAGAUAUUCUGGAAGACUCUAAAAGACUUCUGGAGCCUUCAGAGAGGUUCAGAAGGCUUUUGGAGACCUUAUAGGGCUUUAGGUACCUUUUGAUUCCUUAAAUCAAUUAUUUUCUGAAUUGUUCGCUCUCUAAAAAGGUUCCAGAUGGAAUUUUGCUGAAAUUCAGAAUUUCAAGUUCCGAUCCAUCAGGGAUUUUUUGAGAUUCGAAAAAGGCUCAUUUCUGAAAUUUCCAAGAAAAAAUUCAAGAUUUUCAUACAAUUUUGAGAUCCAAAAAAAUCUGAAAAUCGAAUUUUGUUUGAUUCAGAAUCGAUUUUCUCAAAAUUUAAAAAUUGUGAAACCUCGUGAAGCCUUCUGGAACUCCUUGAAGUCCUAUAAAGCUCUCUGAAAGUUCCUGAAACCUCCUAAAGCCUCUAUUGGCCUUCUGAAAUUUCCAGAAGCUCUCUGAAGCCUUCUGAAUUUUCUUGAAGUCUUCUGAAGCCUCCCAAAACCUCCUGAAGCCCACAAAAUCUUCAAAAUUUCAGGAACAACGACGAUUUCAUCGCCUAUCACGGUGGAAAAAGUGAGCACAGCUCAGACGAACUAAACACCAUCACAAUUCGCCAAGGAAAUCGAGUCGCCAAAUUUGAACACGCUGGAGCAAUCGUAGCAAUUCGAGCUUUUGAUGAUAUUCCAUCCGAUCCAAAACUCACCAAAAAACAAGGCAUUUUUGUAGUUGUCACAAGUAAUGAAGUGAUUUCGAUCGAUAUGAACACGUGGAAAAUUAUGAGGCCAAUGUAUUUUUAUAAUGUGAAUAAUACCGAAUUGACUUGCCAAUUUCGAGCGUUGGAUGUUGAUGAAAAUACGUGGAUGAGAUUGUUGGAGGUAUUUUUUGAUUGGGAUUUUUUUCUGAAGAUUUUUAAAGUCUUCUGAAACUUUCAAAAACUUUCUGAAGCUUUCAAAAGCCUUCUGAAGUCUUCUGAAGCUUCCGGAUGCUUUCUGAAGCCUUCUGAAGGUUUCAGAAGAUUCCGGGAGCCUUCUGAAGACUUCCGAAGCUUUACGAUGACUUCUGAAGCCUUCAGGAAUCUUCUGAAGCUUCCCAGUAGAUUUUUUAAAACCAGAUAUUCGCUCAAAAAAUGUUUUAUGAUCAGAAUGAAUCUUGAAAAAGCUCCAGAAGCUCCUGUAUUUAAAAAUUAUUUUUUUUUUCUGGAUUCUAAUAUAUGUGAAUAUUUUUGACUUACAGUAAGUUGAAUUAUUCAGUGAGGAUUUUCAAAAAAUCAAUAAAUUCACAGAGAUUUUAAUUGAACUCUGAGAAUUUCAAGAAGAAAAUUGAAAUCUAAAAAAAAUUAAAAACUAAAUCCAAAAAAAAUUUAAAAAAAAACAAAAAACAAUUUUGAAAAAAAACAUUUAAAUUAAAUUGAAUCUCUGAAAUUUUCUGGAAUUUUGAAAAUAUUCAAGUUCAUUUAAAAUCUCCAACUUACAGUAAGUUGAAUUAUUCAGAAAUUGAAAAACCGAAAAUUGUUCAAAGAAUCUGAAAAUUUCGAGAAGAAAAUUGAAAUUUCUGGAAUUUUGAAAAUAUUAAAAAUCAUUUAAAAUCUUCAGCUUUUCCUUAAAAAUCAAUAAUUACACUUCGGAAAAACCUACACAAAAUCUCAGGCUGAAAAUAGGUUCUGAAAAUCCCUCGCUGUUUUCCAGGCCGGCAAAAACCACUGGACAAAUCUCGGCUACUCACUUCGCCCAUUUCCAUUCCUCAACACCUCAACAACUUUUCCAAACGAGGCAAAUCCCGAACAUUCGGCAUAUCGACAAGUUCAUCUAACUGGACACAGUUCUGGAAAUAUUUGCAUUUAUGCUUCUGGUGGAAUUCAUAUGUAUUGUAUUUUGGUUAUACCAACUUCGGCUGAGUUUUUGGGUGAUAUUGAGUUGAAUGUGAGUUUUUUUCAGAAGCCUAGAGAGCUUGGGAAGCCUAUGUGACCUUUUGAUUCCUUCUGAAGGCUUCUGGAGCCCUCUGAAGCCUUCUGAAGCCUUCUGAAGCUUCCCAAAAUAUUCUGGAGCUUUCUGGAGCCUCCUGAAGCCUUCUAAAGGCUUCUGAAUCUUAAGAUACAUGAAUCAAGCUGAAAAAUUGAAAAAUUCCAUGUUUUGAUCCAGAUUUUCAGAAAAAAAAACACUUGAAAGUUUUUUUCUAGAACAAAAAUAAAUUAUUUUGAAAAUUCAGAGAAAUUCAAAUUCAGAAUCUCUAGGAAAAAAGUCCAGUCAGAAUAGAGUGUAGAAAAAAUCGAUAUUUGAAUUCUGAAAUUUAUUCUGAAGCUUCCUGAAUCUUCAUGGAAUUUUCCGAAACUUUCAGAAGCCUCCUGAACUCUUCUGAAACCUUCUGAAACUUCUCAAAGUCUUCUGAAGCUUCCUAGAGCCUUCUGAAGCCCAGUAAAGCCUUCUGGAGCUUUCUGAAUCUUUCUGAAUUUUCCGGAAGCCUUCUGGAGCCUUCUAAAACCUUCUAAUUUUUCUUGAAGUUUCCUGAAUCCUCCUGAGGUCUUCUGAAGCCCAGUAAAGCCUUCUGAAGCCCAGUAAAUCUUUCUGGAGCGUCCUGAAGCUUUUGGAAUAUUCCUAAAGCCUUCUGAAACCUUCUGAAUUUUUCUGAAGCCUUCUGAAGUUCUCUGAAUUUUCCUGAAUCCUUCUGAAGUCUUCUGGAUCCUUCUGGAGCCUCCUGAAGCUUCCUGAAACCUUCUGAAUUUUCCUGAAGGCUUCUGAAGUCUUCUGAAGCUUCAUGCAUCCUCCUGAAGCCUUCUGAAGCCAUCAAUCAAUAAUUUUUGCAGAGAGGCGAUUUGGCAUUCUCAAACGAUCCCAACAAAUCGCUCGAACAAGUCGCUGUUCAAAAAGUCGGCGAUUUUGACAAUUAUUCAGAUGAGAAAAGCUUCACCAUCACCCAUUUAUACUUCGACGCCAAAAAGGGUACAGUAAUCGCUGCAAACGACGGUGGAUUCAUUUUAUCAUAUGAUAUUUGUGAUGUUGAAUCGACGAUGAAAGAUGUGAACCCGGUGAAAAUUUCGAUCACAAAACCAUCGAUGCAAAAUACGAAUACGCUGAUUCCGAGGAAUAUGACACGAAUUGUUCAGGCUGGUUAUCAACCGACGCAUAGGAAUUUUGAUGCGUGAGUUUUUCUUUGAGACCACCCACGAAGCAUUACCUCCAAUUUUCCAGAACCUUCUUCCAACUCUGCCCAAAUGUCCCCGUCACAGCUCUCAACUUCAACUCCAAAUACAAUUGCAUCUCAAUCGGAACCGAUAGCGGAUUCUUUUUCGUCGACCUGAAACAUGCAAAAAUUGUCAAAAAAGUUGAUUUGCAUAUUGAUGAAGGAGCGAGUGAAGUUGCGACAUCUUCGAGAUCACGACUGAAAUCGCUGAAAGAAUCGGUGCGACAAACGUUUCGCAGGAAGAAGACUUUCGGAAAGUCGCGACGCGGUUCAAGUCAGUCGAGAAGUCGCAGGUGGAGAAAUAGUUUUAGCAAAAGAUUGGCGAAUUUGGUGAGUGUUAGAAGAUCUAGAAAAAUUUCUGAAUUUUUUUUCAAAUUUCUUUGAAAAAAUUCCAGAGAGCCCUGGAGAAGUUUUUUCUCUGAAAUUUUCUAGAAAUUUUCAGAAACUGAAAAAAAUUGUCAAAAAAUCCUGGAUUAAUUUUUUGGAAAUUUCAAAAAUCUACGGAAAAAUUUAGGCGGAAUUUCAGAAUUUAAGAUUUUUUGGAGAAUCUGAAGUGAGUUCAAAAAUCAAUUUUUUCAAUAAAAAAAAUUUCGAGUUGGCCUAGUUCAUUGUUAAUUUUGAUUCAUGAAAAAAACAUGACCAAUUUUAAGAUUUUAGGAUUUUCAGAAGCUGAUUUCAGAACUGAAAAAUGUCUUGUAAGGCUUCAGAAAAUUUUAAGAGGCUUCAGAAGUCUUCAGAAUUCCCAAGAAGGCUUCAAAAGGUCACGAAAAGCUUCAGAAGUUUUCAGAAGGAUUCAGAAGGUUCUAGAAGGCUUCAGAAUACUUCAGAAGGCUUCAGAAGGCUUGUGAGAAUUCCAGAAGUCUUCACAAGGCUUCAGGGGACUUUAGAACUAUUCAGAAAGCUUCAGAAGGCUUCAGCAGACUUCAGAAGACUUCAGAAGGCGAAAAAAUCAUGACCAAUUUUUCAAUUUCAAGAUUUUAAGAAAAUUUUUAAUUGCAAUCUUAAGACAAUUUUUGAUUUUAAUUUUAAGACAAUUUUUAAUUUCAAUUUUAAGACAAUUUUUAAGUUCAAUUUUAACACAUAUUUUAAGUGGAUUUUAAAAGCUAAUUUCAGAACUGAAAUUUUUCCAAAGCUUCAGAAAUCUUCAGAAGACUUUAUAAAGCUUCAGAAAGCUUCAGAAGACUUUAGAAGGUCACUAGAGGUUUCAGAAGGCUUUUGAGAGAUCCAGAAGACUUCUGCAGACUUCAAAAAGCUUCAGAAGGCUUGAGAAAAUUGCAAAAGGCUUUAGAAAGCUUUAGAAAGAUUCAGAAAGCUCCAGAAUGCUUCAGAAGGCGUCAGAAGGCUUCAGAAGGCUUUCGGAGGUUUCUGAAGGCUUCAGAAGGCUUCAGAAAGCUUCAGAAGACCUAAGAAGAUUUUUCCAGAAUCACACAGCUCCAACUCUUCCAACCGAGCACCGAGACGAUUCAGCCGUCGGAAUGAAGCUCAACAAAACUCAAGUCGAAAGUUAUGGCGAACGACAAAUCGAAGCCCGCGUCGAACUCGCUCACUCGAUCCCAAUUUGGCUUGUCACCUGUAUUCAAUCCUUGCGCUUCCCGCUCAACAACAAAUCCGCCGUCGAUGAUAUAAUUGCUGUUGGAACGAGUGGCGGAAAGAUCCAAUUUUUCAAAAUUUAUGAGGAUCACAUCGAAGAUUAUAUUAGUUUUGGGUUGACGAAGGUUCAUGAAUUGCGAUUGUCUCAACCGCAAACUGUUUUGACUGUUGGAUUGAGUUGUGAUGAAGGAUAUGUGAGUUUUAUUGAUUUUUGAUCUUCAAAAAAAUUAUCGAUUUUUUCUAGUUCUCCGCCUCAUCUACAAGAUUGAUUAUUAUCACUGAUCUUCAAACGCGACUUCAUUCAUUACCCGGAUUUGCGAAAGUUGCGAAAUAUCGAUUGACUGCGAUGGAAGGUUUGAAGAUUUGUAAAGGAGUUGUUGGCAAAUUGAGAUCGAGUAAAGGUGAGGAUUUGGGAUUAUUUUGGGAAUCUUGAAAUUGAGCUGGAAUUUUAGCCAUAGAGUUGAUUUUCAGUGAAAACCUAGCUAAAUUUUCAGUCAAAAACACGCUGGAUUUUCAGCUAGAAAAUUAGCUAGAUUUCCAGGUUUGAAUGAGCUGGAUUUCCACCCAAAAAUAUUCUAGAUUUUCAGUCAAAUAAUAUAGAUUCUAAGGUUCAAAAUGAGCUAGAUUUUCAGCCAAAUUUAAGUUAAAUUUUCAGGUUGAAAAUGGGCAAGAUUUUCAGACUAGAAAUCAGCUAGAUUUUCAGCUAGAAACACUAGAUUUUUCAGCCAAGAGCUAGCUAGAUUUUCAGAAUAAAAACAGGCUGGAUUUCCAGUCAAAACCUAGCUAGAUUUUUCAGCCAAAUUUUAGCUAAAUUUUCAGCUAGAAAUUGAGCUAGAAUUCCAGAUUAAAAAAAGCUAGAUUUUCAGUCGAAUAUUCUACAUUUACAGUAAACAAGUUGCUAGAAUUCCAGAUAAAAAAAGCUAGAUUUCCAGCCAAAAAUAUUUUAGAUUUUCAGCCAGAAAUUGAGCUAGAUUUUCAGUCAAACAUUCUAGAUUUUCAGGUUGAAAAUGAGCUAGAUUUUCAGCCAAACAGUAGCCGCUUUAUGAGAUUUUUCCAGUGUUGUUUCUAGACAAAAAGUCUGUCGAAUUAAAACCUAAAAAUUGAGCUGAAAUUUCAGCCAGCAAGUCGAUUUUCAGCUAGAAAAUAAUCUAGAUUUCCAGCAAAACCUAGCUAGAUUCUCAGCUAGAAAUUGAGCUAGAUUUCUAGUGAAAAAAGCUAGAUUUUCAGUCAAAAACAGGCUGGAUUUCCAGUCAAAACCUAGCAAGAUUUUCAACUAGAAGUUAGCUAGAUUUUCAGCCAAAUUUAAGCUAGAUUUUCAGCUAGAAAUUAGCUAGAUUUUCAGCCAAAAUAUUCAUCUAAAAAUCUCCAAUUUUCCAGAUUCAACCGCCACCCAACUCUUCCUGAUUCUCCUCACCAACAACGGCAAACUUCGAAUCCAAUCUCUACCCAAUCUACAAGAUCAAUCCAGCAUCAAAUUUCUGCGAGACGAGGAUCGUCUCGCAAUGAAAUCGUGUAUUCUAACUCCCGAUGGACAUGCCACACACAUUGUACAGUAUACCGAAUUCCAUCGAUUGAUCAUUCAAAAAUCACACUUUCCGUGGUCGAAUCUGUAA
Messenger RNA from Caenorhabditis angaria, 9042 nucleotides. Lineage: Eukaryota; Metazoa; Nematoda; Chromadorea; Rhabditida; Rhabditidae. The record is from the annotation of a GenBank genome assembly.